Molecule: messenger RNA, 552 nt
Organism: Schistocerca serialis cubense
Lineage: Eukaryota; Metazoa; Arthropoda; Insecta; Orthoptera; Acrididae
Product: odorant receptor 85c-like
Exons: 5
Coding region: 17-499 (160 amino acids)
Biological process (GO): detection of chemical stimulus involved in sensory perception of smell; sensory perception of smell
Cellular component (GO): plasma membrane
Molecular function (GO): olfactory receptor activity; odorant binding
Source: RefSeq, a predicted model, not a curated record
ACCAGAAGAUAAUUCGAUGUUGUAUCUUGAAUUAAGGCAGCAUGCUCGACAUCAUCAAUCAGUUCUGCGGUGCGUUUCUCUUCUGCAAUCAGCAAUGAGUGUGUCCAUUUUCAUCCUCCUGUCCAUUAACAUGGCCAAUUUAUGUUUCAUUAUGUUUGUCACAGUGGAACUUUUGCAGAGAGAAGGAAAUAUGUCUAAACCACUGAAGACCAUAUUUGUGAUGCCUGCUCUUCUAUACCAGACUUGGAUGUAUUGCAUUUUUGGCCAGAUCAUAACUGAUCAGAAUGAGAAGUUGGUGGACUCGGCCUUUGGAUGCGGAUGGACCGACACUGACUCUCGUUUCAAACGGAGUUUGGCGAUCGUCAUGAUGACGGCUACACGACCUCUCAAGAUCAGAAUAGGCAAGACGUGUGACCUAUCCAGGGCACUUCUGCUUCAGGUUCUGAACGGAACGUAUGGGCUGCUGAAUAUGCUGUGCAAUUUUAAUACACCAGUCUAAGCAUGAACAAAACUUAAAGAAACACAUUUUUUCCUGAUUACGUACUCACAACU